Molecule: messenger RNA, 2253 nt
Organism: Echinococcus granulosus
Lineage: Eukaryota; Metazoa; Platyhelminthes; Cestoda; Cyclophyllidea; Taeniidae
Product: IQ and ubiquitin-like domain-containing protein
Exons: 4
Coding region: 1-2253 (750 amino acids)
Biological process (GO): cilium assembly
Cellular component (GO): motile cilium; acrosomal vesicle
Molecular function (GO): protein binding
Source: RefSeq, a predicted model, not a curated record
AUGAACAACCCGGAUUCUAGAGCUGGUGUCAGUUUAAAGCCUUGGUGCGUUGUGGUGCGCAUUAAGUUUCCGUAUAACACAAUUAUGAAAAUUAAUGAUUUGCCCGAUGGGCUACCAUUUGAUUUGCUUCGCCGUGUCCUCGCAGAAGAGUGCUCUGAUAAUGUUAAAAAUAUAAAGUUGUUUUACAACAAUGAUUUAAUAAGAAGUGGAGUUACACCGAAAAGACUUUUCAAAGACCUGAGUGUUGUUCCGGAAAUAGAGUGCCGUUUCAAACAUCCUUCUCAAACAACUAAAAUUCACUUAGGAAGGAGAAUAUGCAAGCUUUCUCGUACAGAUGAUAUUACGGUUUAUGUUUACAAGGGAGAUGAAAAAUUAAAGGAUAGACAACCAGAUAAUCUGGAGGUGAAUCUAGUUAAAAAAACCUUUUUGGGUGGUUAUCGGAGAAAAUCAGAUCAGGUUCUUUUUCACCAUGCCACGUCUCAAACGGCCCCAAAGCCUCCCGAAGAUUCACCUAUCCCACUUUUCUCAAGAGAAACACAAACGUAUGCAGUAAAGCACGAGGAACAGGAAACACUCCAUCAAGCCACAACGGCGAUGACGAAACCCGGUUUUUUUGUAACCAAUAUUAAUGAUAAAGAGAUAACACCCGGACCAUACGAAACUGCAGACGAGUAUAGAACGCGGCUUAACCGAUGUGCAAUUGUCAUACAAAGGCAUGUACGUUGUUGGCUUGCCAAACGUAGAGUUGCUCGCCUUCGUACGCUUCGAGAUGAAUAUUAUAAGUUCGUCAAGGAAGAGGAACGGGUAUACCUUCAAGAAAAAGCUAAUGGGUUGGAUCUUGAUUACAAAAGACGUGCUACUCCGAAAACACGAUAUGACAUUGAUAGACUGUUUAAUGCCCUUGAAGAAUGGCACGUUAAUAAGGUGAAUAAUGCUUAUAGGAACUCAAGUACUCUAGUUAUCAGGAAGGCAAAUAUGGGUUUAGUUCUCGACAAGGAAGUUGAAUUUAUCAAAAAAAUUACCCAAAAGCAAAUUGAACUAUCUGAUUAUGGGAAAAUGCGAGAGCAAGAACACUUCAUCGAAAAAGCUGCUUCAACAGUUUGUUGGAGGGAUAUGAAGGGACGAGGCCCCGUGGAAAAGGAUACCCCAUAUACUCUUUUUGGAAAAAGUCUCCUAACCUUAUACGAAGAUCUGAAGUCCAGUAGUCUUAGUAAGACUGAACGGAUGGACUUACUUCUUACAGUUAAGAAGUUAGCUGGGAAGUACCCAUCCUCACUAAGUUGUGACAUCGUGAUGCUUGCGGAGCGAGAGACGGAGUUGAUGCUUCGAAACAUUCCGGUUCCUAUGCUAACUGGCUUGCGUCAGCGUAUCCUCCAGCGCUUCAUACAAUUUUGCAAGGUUCCUGAAUAUAACCCCGCAGUGGCACCGUUCCUCCCGAUUCCUGAUAAAAAUGAUCCGAAUGCUCGCACAAAAAUGUGGAAAGACACUCAUCGAUGUAUUUCCUGCGGAGGAUACCUUCAGAUCGCAAAGUUUGGUGUUAGUGCACGAGCUAAGCAUUUAGACGUUUGCUUAUUUUGCUGGAGACAGGGAAACCGUGGAAGGGAUCGGGUAGACCUGGAACCCUAUCGACUAAUCCUUGAAGAUCUUCAAAAAUCGGAAGCUGAGCUGAUCCGCAAGGCCCAUCGCAACAAAAAAGCUGAACUGCGGGAAAUGGAGCUUGUUGCUCUCGAUGAGGCCGAUAUUUAUUUUCUUGUAAACAAAAUUUGGAAUGGCCGAUCUGCUCUUUCCGGAUGUUCGGAACUUGGUGAUUUGACGCUUUGCCGAUGGAAGGUCACGGAACCGUGGUCACCAUGGAAUACGCUAUUAUUAACGAAAAAGGAAGCCGAUCUGCACAUGAAACUCAAUAAUAUCCCAUCAUCUUUACUCUAUGCUGAUACCAUGUUGACUCGAGUACGUCAGCGACUUGUAAUUGGCAAGAAUGUAUUUGUGCGACUCUGUUUGAUAGGGCGCAAUAUGACCAGAGAACAACUGGAGUCUACCGAGAAGUUCCGACAUCCUGGAGAUAAAAAUGAACGUCCUCAGAUGGAGAGGCGACUGUGCAAAUCUAGUGGCAGGCCAGUGUAUCUGCUUUCAGCUGAACAACGACACAAAUCGACGUUUGAGCUGCCUCAGGUUUUGCUUCCUGUGAUCAAAGGGGAAAGGAGAAUGACAGAUUUAGGAAUCACUAGCCUCCAGGAAUUGUGGCCUAUAUAA